CUUUAGUCCGCACCUAUGCGUGCCGCAUUUCUCAUGGGUGUAUGAGGAAGGUGGACAGCAAGGUCAGAGGCAUCGGUGGAAAAGAGAGUUGGUCUUGCUUGGCCGUCUGUCUGGGCUUCGCCGCUUCGCUUCGCUUCGCUGCCUUCGCCAAGUGAUAACGCCGAACUCCACGCCCGUCCACGCGCCAGUCGCUCGCCCGUCGCCGACUGCUCUGUUCUGCCGAGUCCGCCGCCCCAGGCCCGCUGCCCCAGCCCGCCGCCAGGUACCGCAGCACCAGAGCAGACGCUGUGUAGACGCCGAGGUUCAAGGUCGUGUCCGCUUGUCCGCUUCCGAGUCGUGGCCUAGUAGUGUACCGCCCCACGAUGCCGGGCCUGCCGGGCCGUCUGUUGCUGCGCCGCCUGCGCCUCGGGUCGGCGAGCUCGUCGUGCCGCCCCUACGCCCACACCGCCGCCAACAGCGCCAGCAGCGUCGCCACGCCGACGCCAACGUCCAACGCAGCGCCGUCGCCUGAGGGGUUGAGCUACCUGCACAACACGGGCAGCGACCCGCUGCGGUACAUCAGCGUGGGCCAGCUGUCGGCGAGGGCGGCCCAGCGCUAUGGCGACAGGGACGCCGUCGUGUCCGUGGAGGAGGGCGUGCGCCUCACCUACCGCCAGACCCUCCAACUGGCGGACUCCAUGGCGGCCGGCUUGCGCCGGCUGGGGCUGCAGCAGGGGGAGCGGGUGGCCAUCUGGGGGCCCAACUCGUGGCGCUGGGUCGUCACCAAGAUCGCCGUGGCCAGGGCCGGCAUGGUGUCGGUGGACAUAAACCCCGUGUACCGCGAGCAGGAGGCGCUGCACUGCCUGUCGCUGGCGCGCGUCGCCGCCGUGGUGGUGGCCGAGGAGCACCGCGGCGUGCGCUACCACGACCUGCUGUCGGCCAUCGUCCCGGAGCUGGCCGGCACCACCGGCACCGGCCGGGAGAGCAUCAAGUCCGCCGUGCUUCCGGACCUCCGGAACAUCAUCUCCUUGGCCAAGACCGCGCCGCCGGGCUGCUUGUCUUUCGACGACGUCAUGUCGUCCGCUUCUGCCGAGGACGUGAAGGCAGUGGAGGCACUGGACGCUGACAUCAGUCCCGACCACGGCAGUAACAUUCAGUUCUCAUCGGGGACUACUGGUCGUCCCAAGGCUAUCCUGCUUCCGCAUCUGGGGGUCGUCAACAAUGGAUUUUUCAACGGAAAGAGAUUCGGUUUCCACGAAAAGCAUCACGUGGUGUGCCUGCAGACGCCCUUGUUCCACGUGUACGGCACCAUCGUCAUCAUGAGCUCCGUCAUCAACCACGGCGCCACCCUGGUGCUUCCCUGCGCCGGCUACGACCCGAGGCGUGGCAUCGCCGCCACCCUCAGCGAGAAGUGCACGGUGAUGACGGGGACGCCCACCAUGCACGUGGACAUGGUGCGCGCCGUGGAGGCGCAGGGCACCAAGCUCGACACCCUGGAGCUGGCCAUCACGGGCGGCGCCCCCAUCACCCCGGACUUCGUGCGCAGGAUGAAGUCCACCCUCGGCGUCAAGAGAAUAUGCAGUGUCUACGGCCUGUCGGAGACGUCGGCGGUCGUGUUCCAAGGCACCAAGGACGACACGGAGGCGCAGAUGGCCGAGACCGUCGGCCGGAUAGGCGAAAAUAUCGAGGCCAAAGUCGUGGACCCGCAGGACAGACUGGUGCCGUUUGGAGAGCCGGGAGAGUUGUUGGUCCGCGGCUACUGCAAUAUGAAGGGCUACUUCCAGAACGAGGAGGCCACAGCAAAGACUCUGGUCGACGGCUGGAUACGCACUGGUGACAAGUUUGUGUUGAACGAGAGCGGGUACGGCCGCAUCGUGGGCCGCCUCAAGGACAUGGUCAUUCGCGGCGGGGAGAACAUCUACCCCAAGGAGGUGGAGGACGCCAUCGGCACGAACGCGGACAUCGAGGAGGUCGAGGUGGUGGGCGUGCCCGACGAGAGGAUGGGCGAGGAGCUGUGCGCCUGCCUCAAGGUGCGCCGCGGCGCCACCGUCACCGCCCAGGACCUGCGCACCUUCCUCAAGGGGAAGGUGGCCUCGUACAAGAUCCCGCGGUACUGCGUCACCAUGACCGACUUCCACAAGACGCUGUCGGGGAAAAUCCAAAAGUUCAAACUUCGCGAGGAAUGCGAGCGGCUCCUGGCCGAGGGCAAGCUGGACGAGGUCAAGAGGAAAUAGCUCGACCAGCCCGGCCGGCCCGGCAUACCUAGAGCAUCCAGAGUAUUUGCCGAGUAUUCAGAGAAAAAAGUUCAUUCUUUCGCUUGGGAGGAUCUCAAUAAAUAAAACAUUUUCUUAGGAA
Messenger RNA from Thrips palmi, 2334 nucleotides. Its product is annotated as medium-chain acyl-CoA ligase ACSF2, mitochondrial-like. Bases 363 to 2213 code for a protein of 616 amino acids. The record is from RefSeq and is a predicted model, not a curated record. Gene Ontology annotation, biological process: fatty acid metabolic process. Gene Ontology annotation, molecular function: medium-chain fatty acid-CoA ligase activity. Lineage: Eukaryota; Metazoa; Arthropoda; Insecta; Thysanoptera; Thripidae. The transcript has 11 exons.